Molecule: messenger RNA, 879 nt
Organism: Strongylus vulgaris
Lineage: Eukaryota; Metazoa; Nematoda; Chromadorea; Rhabditida; Strongylidae
Source: the annotation of a GenBank genome assembly
CUCACUUCUUGGUCGUUCAAUGGACCGUCUACGGCGAUCCAUUCGGCAGUCCUUCCGACGUGGAGGACGGCACAGUCCUGAAACUAGUACUCCCUCAGAACUAGUUGCUUCAAAUGGUUCUAGCGGCCAGAAGCAGGAGCAGUGGCAGCCGGAUGAAGCUGCUGUGCGAGCAGGUCUUUGCCAUUUCACUGUUAAGUAUCUUGGAGCUGUCGAGGUUUACGAGUCACGUGGCAUGCAAGUUUGUGAGGGAGCCCUUAAGAUGCUUAGGAGCAACAGACGACGGCCUAUAAAAGCUGUUCUAUAUGUAUCUGGAGAUGGUCUUCGUGUCGUUGAUCAGGAAAACAACAGGGGUUUGAUUGUUGAUCAAACGAUCGAAAAGGUCUCGUUUUGCGCUCCAGAUCGUAACAAUGACAAGGGAUUUGCUUACAUUUGCAGAGAUGGCACAUCUAGGCGAUGGAUGUGUCAUGGUUUUCAUGCUACGAAGGAGUCGGGCGAGCGUCUUUCUCAUGCUGUCGGAUGUGCGUUUUCUAUUUGCCUAGAGCGAAAAAAGAAACGGGACGAAGAGAAUGUGCAAUCGCUUGAAAACGCAUUGAAUCCCAAUUGGGGAGACAAAGAUCAGCUAAAUGUGUUCCUGGAAUUGUUUGAAUUGAAUAUGAACCAAAUUAGUGAUGCUACUGCUGCUGCGCUUCACCGUACAAAUCAAGCCUAUCAAUCCUUCCGUAAGCAGAUACCUAUCAGUGAAAGAUUACAAGAUCCACAGUCUGCUAUCGUUAACACAGCUCCCCACACAACUUCGCAACAACCAUCAUCCAGCAUUGCUAAGCCUCGUCCACUCCCUAACCCAGCCUUAUUUCAACGACAGGUAGAUAGAUCUUGACU